UGAUGAUAUUGGGCCUGGUGGUAUCGAUGAUGUGAGCUUGGAGGACACAGAUGAUCAGGAAAGCGAUGUGGAGGAAAUCAUAGAGACAUCAACUGAAAAAAGGAGAAGACUUGCAAAGCAAUAUAUUGAAUCCAUUAAGGAAGGUUUAGAUGAAACUGGCUUUGAUGCAGAGGAUAUUGAUCGAGAUCUAAUUGCUGAACGAUUACGAAAAGAUGUGCUGGAACAAACGGGACGAGCUCAUCGUAUAAUAGCUGAUACGUUUUCGUUUCCUAUAGAUUCUGGAACUACGAAAUCUGGUCGUCAUGAACUUUCUGUUACUUGC
Racocetra persica is the source of this 322-nucleotide messenger RNA. NCBI's taxonomy places the organism in Eukaryota, Fungi, Glomeromycota, Glomeromycetes, Diversisporales, Gigasporaceae. The record is from the annotation of a GenBank genome assembly.